CACAACCGCCGUGCCUGAGUCGCGAGAGAGAGAGCGCACGGGGGAGAGCGAACGAGAGGGGCUGACUUUCUAGGGUUUUUUGUUUGGGGAAAUCGAAUUGAACCGGAGGAGUGAGGUCAGUGAGCGCGUGAUCUGAACGUAAUUUGAUUCUCUUCUUUGAAGGCAACGACGAUGGUGAGUUUGAUUUGGAAUUCGAUGAUGUAUGUGUGUGAGAAAGAGGUGUGCUCUCUGUGUGCAGGCGCGGUCGAGUGUGAGAGGUGUAGAGGAGAGUGUGUUGUGGUGAGAGAGGCCCGCGAGUGCCCCGAGCGCCGAGAGGGCUUUCUUGAAUCUUGAGUGUUAGGGUUCGCCGGCGCCGUUCCUUCUUCUCCGAUUCUCCUCCUCAUGGAUCGCAAGCUCGUGGUUCUGGGUAUCCCGUGGGAGGUUGAUUCCGAUGGCUUGAGAGAAUACAUGAGCAGGUUUGGUGAAUUGGAGGAUUGUAUUGUCAUGAAGGAGCGCUCAACUGGUCGAUCUCGCGGUUUUGGAUAUGUGACUUUUACAUUGGCUGAAGAUGCUAAGAGUGCAUUAUCCAGCGAGCACAUUCUUGGCAAUAGAACACUGGAAGUGAAAGUGGCUACGCCAAAGGAGGAGAUGAGAGCCCCUCCAAAAAAAGUUACCAGAAUAUUUGUUGCUAGGAUCCCACCGUCUGUAACCGAGUCAACCUUCCGGAGUCACUUUGAGAAAUAUGGUGAGAUAUCGGACUUAUAUAUGCCGAAGGACUAUGCUUCAAAAACACACCGUGGAAUUGGUUUUAUUACUUAUGCAAGUGCAGACUCAGUGGACAAUUUAAUGGCUGAAUCUCAUGAGCUUGGAGGGUCCACAGUUGUCGUUGAUCGUGCAACCCCGAAGGAAGAGGACUUUCGACCAAUAGGCAGAAUGGCUCAGGGAUCAGGAGGCAGAAUGGCACAGGGUGGAUAUGGUGCAUAUAAUGCUUAUAUAUCAGCUGCUACUAGAUAUGCGGCUGCUGGUGCCCCAACCUUAUAUGAUCAUCCAGGCUCAAGUUAUGAAAGAGGUGAAUAUGCUAGAGGAAUGGGGAAAAAAAUAUUUGUUGGCAGGCUUCCUCAGGAAGCGAGUGCAGAAGAUCUUCGGCGGUAUUUUGGUAGAUUUGGGUCGAUACUGGAUGUUUAUGUUCCCAAGGACCCUAGGAGAUCAGGACAUAGAGGUUUUGGCUUUGUAACUUUUGCGGAAGAUGGAGUAGCUGAUCGCGUUUCUCGCAGACCGCAUGAGAUUUGUGGACAUCAGGUAGCAAUAGAUUCGGCAACCCCCGUUGAUGAUCCUGCUGCUGGAGGAAGUUUAAUGAUGAGUGGUGCCGAACCCUUUGGAGGCUAUGGUGGUCCAAUACGUUCCUACAGCAGGAUGUAUGGAAGCCUGGAUUUUGAUGAUAUGCAGUGGGGUUAUGCUUAUGGUGGCGUGAGACCAUCAAGAGCUGAUAGCAGGUAUAGGCCAUAUUAGGGACGUGGUGAUUUUCGCAUUUCCUGAUUGACAACGUCGAGGAUGCUGACUAUAUGAAGUGGCAUUGCUCCGUUGAGGCAUAAGCUAGGUUAACAGACGGUUCAAGAUGAUGCCUAGGCACAUUGGUGGGCAGUAUUAUGAUGGUCGUAAUGAAUUCUUUUUCUCCUUAUUGGAAUAUUUUUUUGUUCUUUAAUGUGUAUUAGAGAUAGGAAGUUUUCCAGAUUACUUUGGAGCCUUAAUGGUUAUGUUGAUCAAGAUCUAUAUCCAAACCAGAGAGUUACAAGUGGAA
Molecule: messenger RNA, 1777 nt
Organism: Syzygium oleosum
Lineage: Eukaryota; Viridiplantae; Streptophyta; Magnoliopsida; Myrtales; Myrtaceae
Exons: 13
Coding region: 382-1488 (368 amino acids)
Molecular function (GO): RNA binding
Source: RefSeq, a predicted model, not a curated record